Messenger RNA from Pundamilia nyererei, 3005 nucleotides. RefSeq names its product high mobility group protein HMGI-C. Gene Ontology annotation, cellular component: chromatin; nucleus. Lineage: Eukaryota; Metazoa; Chordata; Actinopteri; Cichliformes; Cichlidae. The transcript has 6 exons. Gene Ontology annotation, biological process: regulation of DNA-templated transcription. Gene Ontology annotation, molecular function: transcription coregulator activity; DNA binding. The coding region runs from base 406 to 753 and encodes 115 amino acids. The record is from RefSeq and is a predicted model, not a curated record.
UAGAGAAAGUAUGCAAUGCAUACAGCUCUGCUACAACCCCCCACUAUACUGCAUCUGGGGUAUUCGUGACUGGACGUCUGGGGGAUCACACACAUUUCCGAUUAGGAGGAGGGAGGGAGAGAGAGAGAGAGAGAGCGAGGGAGCGAGAGAGAGGGAGAGAGAGAGAGAUUACCCUUUCAUUCCAGCCAAUGAGACGGUCGAUACACUAAGAUUUUCAUAGUUGUGCAGGAGCACAAAGUGGAGUGAGUGUGUGUGAACUUCCAGGUAAAACUGCAAACCAACUUAAGGUUCCUUUGCUCGCAUCUCCAGCUCCUGAUACUCAACUCUGCUCCUCUUUAAGCCCUCGAGGCCGCUGCUCCAGGCUUUGAUGCCCACACAGUUUGAAGCAGGUGGACAGACGCAGGCAUGAGUAACAGUGGGACCAAAGAGCCAUCUCCUCAGCCAAGCACUGCCCAGUCACCUCCUGAGCCUCAGCGUAGGGGCAGAGGUCGACCAAGGAAACAGCAGCAGGAGCCUGUUGGACCACCAACUCCAAAGCGGCCAAGAGGACGACCAAAAGGCAGCAAGAACAAAGGCCCCAGAACUGCACUGAAGAAAGUAGAGCCCAUUGGAGAGAAGCGACCACGUGGGCGACCAAGGAAAUGGCCCCAGAAAGUAGUGCUAGAAGUAACUGAAGAACAGCAGGGCGCUUCAGAAGAGGCUGAGGAGGGUCCCUCGUCAUCUCAGGCGGCAGCACAGGAGGAAGGGGAGUAGAUAGGGCACCUCUCUACCUACCUCAAGGUUUGGCCUCCGAUAAACAGGGGUUUAAAUCUGACUCCUAUCUGUGAUGGGGAUUCAGGAACACACAGACACACACACACUCAAAAGUAAUUGCAGUCAGUAAUUUCUUCUCCUGAUGUGAUACCUUGGAUUUGUUAUAAAUUUUUUAAGAGUUUUGGAUUUUUGGUGAGCAAACUGUGUUUUAACAUUGGAGUAUUUGAUCUUUCAGUAAGGUUUAUUGAAUAGGAAUAGUUCCACUUUUUGGGAAAUGCACUUGAGACAUACCAUUUUCACAUAUAAAUAUGCCGUUCAUACCUGCAGCAUCUCUAAAGCUCGCACACACAUAUUGUCUCAUUUCUGAAAUCUAAAAAUGUAAAAGCAGUUUUUGUGGUCGUUUUAGACGUGCCUGCUUCUCAUGUGACUUUAAGCAGUAAAGGAAAAACAAAAAGGGUGCAUUUCCCAUAAAAAUUGAACUAUUCCUACAAGUAUGCCAGCUUUCCUGAGCCCCUUAGUGUGCAUGGUUGCGUGUGAGCGAGUGUGAGCGCGUGUGUGCGGCGGUUGCAUGGAGAGGGGACUAGGCUGCCGGCUGAAAUGAGACUGGUUAAGAAAAACAAAGGAACCAAACUGAAUUGUUUUUAUUGAAACAUGUUUCUAAAUCAAAUAUCACAAACCCUCGUAUGAAACAUCGUUACAAUAUAGACAUGGUGCGCUGAAGUCAUUGUGAUGAAAGUUGUGUGAAAGGUUUAAACUGAAAAUGAAAUAUCAAAUUAUUUGAGGGGUGGGGCAGGGGCUCCUUACAAAAAAAAAAGAAGAUUAAAUUGGAUCCAGGGUUUUGUUUUUCUUCAAUCCAGCAGCUGAUUUGAGAGAAAUUGUUUGAAUAUUUCAUUUAGAAAAGAGAAACCCUUCACACACAUCAUUUAGUCAACAAGGAUGUUGACAUGUCAUUUUUUUUUCACUCAGGAUUUCACUAUUAACAGUGCUUUUACACCAUAUUGAAACCUCAGGUACAAAACUAUUCAGGAACAUGUCUACUCAGAAAUAAUUAUGGUGCUGUGUUUGUUGUGCAUUUCUGAUCUGUAUUUGACAUUACCAGUAUGCCUUGACACAAAGACCUCAUUUAAACCUCAGUUACCUUCAGCUUCUUAAUCUCUCAUUCUACCUCAGUAACACAAAAUGAUCUCCUGCAAAGUAAUCCUUCGCUCCCUCAACAGUGAUAUACACAAUUACUGUACACACACACACACGCGUGCAAACACACACAGGUUUUUGUGCAGAUAUACAGUACGAUUAAACACGAGGUUUUCAGGGCUGCAGGCCAACAUGUGGAAGCAGAUGUUACACUCCAGUCGGGGAGUACAAAUAAAAGCAUCAGUAUAAAUUUUUUUUUUUAACUGUAUUUGAUAUAAACUGAAGUGAGAUUUUGGUUGUUUGCUCUCCUGGGAAAUAAAAUGCAGCCAAUAGUUUACAACAACCUGAUGAAAUACUUGCUUUUUAGGGUGCAGUUCCUCAUGAAAUUUUUGUUUUUUGGGGGUGGGGUGGGGAUUGUUAUUCUUUUCUCAUUUUUAUUCUAUCAUGUAUUUUCUGAUUCUUACACUGUAAGUUGUAUGUGUGACACUCUUAAUACAUGGCAGCAAAUAACCACAAAGUGCUGAAAUACAUAAGCGUUAUGGCUAACUUCAGGCACCGGCCAUACCAGACCGACUAAGGCUAUAGCAACAAAACACCUCGUUGUACUGAAGGUAUUGGGAGUGCGUUUUAUGGUCUAUCAAUUAAACAAGUUUAACUUUAUUUAGUUUCAUAGAGAGGAAGUGCAUCAUAUCUUGUUGCAAAUUUUACAGUCUUCCUUUAAAGGAUUGUUUCACUUACCUCUAAAAGCAUGCAGCUACACAGCUACAGUACGUACACCUCAAUGCAACAAAGUGCAUGGGAUUUAUUUUGUGGUGCUUAAUGAACAUUUUCUGUUGAAGCUACUUUCUACUUAAGAAAAUGUUAACAAAGUGGUUUAAGACUUGUCCACACUAACAUACUGUGGUAACUCCCAGUCUGUAAGAACUCUAUAAAUAAAACUCAGUUCAUCUCCAUUGCAUUCAGAAAUCUUAAAAAAAAACAAAACGAAAUGGGAGAUUUUCAAAUAGAAACAUUAAUUCAGAACUAGCUGCAUGCCACCAGAAAAAGUGAAUGUAGUAUUUUUCACCAUGAAUACAGUACUGUGCAAAAGUCACCAUCAUUUCUAUAUUUUGCAUACA